UCUGGAUCAAACAUGAAUGACCUGCUGAAGGUGCCCCUGGUGCACGUCCUCACGCUGGCAGCCCUCAGCUUGGCCGAAACACUCCUGAAAGCUCCAUUGAUCAGCACUCCUCUGGAAACUGUGGAUGCUCUGGUAGAGGAAGUCACUAAGUUUGUCUGUGUAGUGGAGUCAUAUCCUGAGCCAGAAAUUACGUGGACACGCAACGGCAUUCCCAUCAGGCUGUUUGACACCCGGUAUAGCAUACAGAGGAACGGGCAGCUUCUGACCAUUUUGAGUGUGGAGGACAGUGAUGAUGGAGUGUACUGCUGCACAGCAGAUAAUGGGGUUGGAGCAGCUGCGCAGAGCUGUGGAGCUCUCCAAGUGAAAAUGCGACCCAAAAUAACCCGACCACCUGUAAAUGUAGAAAUAAUAGAAGGGUUAAAGGCUGUUCUUCCUUGUACUACAAUGGGGAAUCCAAAACCUUCUGUUUCAUGGAUCAAAGGAGAAACAGCUGUAAAGGAGAAUGCUCGCAUUGCUGUCCUUGAUUCGGGGAGUUUAAGGAUCCACAACAUUCAAAGAGAAGAUGCAGGACAAUAUCGAUGUGUAGCCAAGAACAGCCUGGGCACAGCUUAUUCAAAACCUGCAACGGUGGUAGUGGAAGUUUUUGCCAGAAUCCUGAAGGCUCCUGAAUCCCAAAAUAUCACCUUUGGGUCUGUGGUGACGUUGCGGUGUUCGGCGACCGGCCUUCCAGUCCCCUCUGUCACCUGGCUGGAAAAUGGGAAAGCUGUUUCUGCAGGAUCUAUAGCAGAGAAUGUCAAGGACAGAGUGGUUGACUCCAGAUUGCAGGUGUACGUCACCCGACCCGGCCUGUUCACUUGCCUUGCCAUGAACAAACACAGCAAAACAUUUGGAGCUGCCAAAGCUGCAGCAACCAUCAGUGUUUCAGAUUGGAUACUGUACAAGGGUGAUGGAGGCUACUGCAGUGUGUACAGAGGUGAGGUGUGUAGUGGUAUCUUGGCAAAGGAUGCUCUUGUUUUCUUCAACUCCUCCUAUGUUGACCCAGAGGAGACCCAAGAACUGCUUGUGCACACUGCCUGGACUGAAUUGAAAAUGGUGAGUUCAUUCUGCCAACCGGCUGCUGAGUCUCUGCUGUGUAACUACAUAUUCCAGGAGUGCAACCCCUCAGGAGAUGGGCCAGCUCCAAAACCAAUGUGCAGAGAGAAUUGCCUUGCUGUAAAGGAUCUCUACUGCUUUAAGGAAUGGCUCUCAAUGGAGGAAAACUCUCAGAAGGGGAUUUACAAGCCAGGGCUGAUGUUGCUAACUCUUCCUGAAUGCAACAGGCUGCCCAGCCUGCACCAGGACCCCAGCGCCUGCACCCGCAUCCCUUUCUUUGAUUUUAAGAAGGAGAAUAUAACCAGGACUUGCUACACUGGCAAUGGACAGUUUUACCAGGGCUGGGCCAACAUCACUGUCUCUGGCAUUCCCUGCCAGAAGUGGAGCGACCAGGCUCCCCAUUUGCACAGGAGGACUCCUCAGGUUUUCCCUGAGCUGUCAGAUGCUGAGAAUUACUGCCGCAAUCCAGGAGGUGAGAACGAACGUCCCUGGUGCUAUACAAAAGACCCAUCUGUGACCUGGGAAUAUUGCAACGUGUCUCCCUGUGGAGAUGUGUCGUUAGCACUAGGAACAAGAAAACCAAAUGGAGAGACUCCAAAUCUGCCACCUCUUCUUCCAUUUUCCCCUACGUACUCCAUGACUGUUAUUAUCUCAAUCAUCUCCAGCUUUGCCUUGGUCGUGAUCCUCAGCAUUGCGAUCUUGGUUUGCUGCCGCCAGCGAAAGCAGUGGAAAAACAAAAAAAGAGAGUCAGAGACACCAACGCUCACGACUCUGCCCUCUGAACUCCUCCUGGACCGGCUGCAUCCCAACCCGAUGUACCAAAGGAUGCCCCUUCUCCUCAAUCCAAAAUUGCUCAGCCUGGAAUACCCCAGGAAUAAUAUUGAAUAUGUGAGAGAUAUUGGAGAAGGAGCAUUUGGGAGAGUCUUCCAAGCAAGGGCACCAGGGCUGCUGCCGUAUGAGCCUUUCACAAUGGUGGCAGUGAAAAUGCUGAAGGAAGAAGCAUCUGCAGACAUGCAGGCUGACUUUCAGAGGGAGGCAGCCCUAAUGGCAGAGUUUGACAAUCCAAAUAUCGUCAAGCUUUUAGGUGUUUGUGCUGUUGGGAAACCGAUGUGCCUGCUGUUUGAGUACAUGGCCUAUGGGGAUCUAAAUGAGUACCUGCGUGAUCGCUCACCCCGCAACCUCUGCAACCUGGUGCAUGGGAGCCUGGAUGAGCGGAUCUGCCUCCCAAACCCCCUGGCAUUGUGCUGCACCAGCCAGCUCUGCAUUGCCAAGCAGGUGGCUGCUGGCAUGGCGUACCUCUCUGAGCGCAAGUUUGUCCACCGGGAUUUGGCUACCAGGAACUGCCUGGUGGGGGAGAACAUGGUUGUAAAAAUAGCCGAUUUUGGUCUCUCAAGGAACAUGUAUUCAGCUGACUAUUACAAGGCAAAUGAGAAUGAUGCCAUCCCCAUCCGCUGGAUGCCCCCUGAAUCCAUUUUCUACAACCGCUAUACCACAGAGUCUGAUGUGUGGGCCUAUGGGGUGGUGCUGUGGGAGAUCUUCUCCUAUGGCAUGCAGCCCUACUACGGGAUGGCUCAUGAGGAGGUAAUCUACUACGUGAGGGAUGGGAAUGUCCUCUCUUGCCCAGAUAAUUGUCCCCUGGAGCUCUACAACCUGAUGCGCCUCUGCUGGAGCAAGCUACCUUCUGACCGGCCAGGCUUUGCCAGCAUCCACCGCAUCUUGGACCGCAUGUACGAGAAGGCUGUGGAAACCUUGUCGAUCUGAGGGAUGUGCCCUGUGUCCACCCAUCCAGACUGACUCAGACCGGCCCACGGGCUUGAGAUUGGUAGCUCGACACAAAACUGCAGUUCAGGGGGAGGAGAAACAGCUCGUUCCUCUGCCAAGCAGGAAGUGUGGACUGCAUUCUCCUGCAGGGGGCCAUACUUCCCUGGGUGGGACUGUCCCCUCCAAGUGACAGGACUGAUCCCUGGCCAUCAAGCUUGGACUCGGUGUUGAUGAGGUGCUGGCCAUGCUAACUCAGUAUCUAUAUUAGGCAUUCCCAGCAGCGCAGAAUUCCCCAGGGAAAGCAAAUCAAUGUUUUGCUGGUGGCACCUCUCUGCCUAACAGGUCCCUUCAAGUCCUUCUGUGUUUAAGCUCUUGGCUUUUACAUUUUUCUUUCCUUUCUCAUAUGUUUUCAUAUUAUUUAACGAAAAACAAAAAAGAGAAAAACAAGGAAAGACUGCGGGGUGCAAUCUUUUUGGGGAUACCAUUUAUUUUAUUUUAUUUUGGGGAUACUAUUUUAUUUUUGCAUACUCACUUCUUUUUGUAGAAAAAGGAUGUUUCUGAAACCAUAGGAUACUUUCCUUUUCCUUAUAACUUCCACCUCCUUUUGACACUCAUAACAUUGGCAGAGUCAAAACAGGAACCUGCAGGACCACUGUCAGCCAUCAGCAUCUCAUGUUACAUGGCUAGGCAAAAUCCUGUCAAGCAUGGAGCCUUACAUUUUCAAAAGUGAAAAAUCCACAGUGAGGUUCAUUUGAUGUUAAGAUCUCACACAAAAUCUUGCCUCAAGCAUUGCCGCCCAUCUUUUCUGCCUUCCUCUGCAACAAAGCCAUUUGGUGCUAAGGGAGAGAUUCAUCCCAAGGGCCUGGUCCUGUACCUGGUAAUUUUCUGAGGUGCAUAUAUUUGCCUCUGCCUGCAGUAUGAUCCCCAGCGAGCUGGAAGCAGGGAGAAACGAAGCCCUUCUUGCAGAAAUGUGGCAGGUUAUGUUGUUCUCUCCGUUUCCUUUCCAAUCUUUCCCUCAGGUUUCUGGUUUUCCUUUCCUGACAUCAGCCUCUAACCCCUGUAAGCCCCACUGCAAUGUUUUCUGGCCACCUCACAGUCUUCAGCAUUAAAUUCUGUUAGGUUUUGUCAGCCACCUGGCUGUUUAUCCUGCCGUACCGUGGCAGGGAUGAGAUGGCCGGUCUGGAGUGAUGGGAGAUGAGCUGGAUCUCCAGCUGAGCAAAGGUGCCUGCAACCUCUGCUGAGCUGAGCCGCAGUGCACAGCCUAGCAGCAGCUCCAUCUCUUUAAGAGGGUGCCUGUUCAAAAGCCUUGCGGUGCUAGCAGCAGCAGGGGUUUUAUAACUCUCUUUAGAGAGGGCAGAUUCAGACCUUGUAUGUUGGUAUUAGUGUGGGUCCAGGUACCCAGCAUGUACCCAGCAUCUCCUCCUAACCUGAGAAGUAUCUCACACCAAGCAAAGAUGCAAGAACACAUUGUUCACCAUGUGAACAAACACACCCAUUUACAGUCCAAAGGACAGUCUGCCUUCUAGGAUCUUGGCACUGGCUCCAGUGAUUCACUCUCCAUUUCUCCCAGCUAGACUACUUUGAAGCCACAAUCAUGGUUUUCUUCUUGUUUUCAUGUGGGGUGAAGUUAGAUGCCUGUAAUGUCACAUGAAAUAAAAUUUCUCCCACUUCAUUUGUGAAAGGACUCCCACAAACUCAGAAGAGUAGAUCUUUUCAUUGCACUGUCCUAGAACACACCUUUCUCUUGGAGACCCCAUAUUCACAUCAACAUGGACCUGCAGUUAUAAUAGAGUGGAAAAUUCAGUUUCCCUUUUGCAGCAUUUCAGUCUUUUCAUUAUAAGCAUGUACUGAAAUGUGUGGUAGUGAGUGACUGCAGGCCAGGAUAGAAAAUGAGUUGUAAGAGGAAAGAGAUCAUUUGAAGAUUGACUGACAGAGAAGCUCUCUGCAGCUUGCUCUCCAAGGAUGAUAAUCACUUCUGCGUUGUGAUCCAGCAGGAGGGCUUAGCACCUAAAUAGUCAUGUCCUUUGAGAAUUAAAUGGUAGAUAGCCCUUCUGCUGCCUUAGCAUGUAGUUAGAUUUUACCCUCAGAGUUUCUUCCUGUUGUACAAUUUUCGGCUUGCUAAAAGAUGAAAGUUUAAAUGUUUUUGGGAUUUGCCUUCUUUCACAGAUUUCUUUUUUUUUUUUUUUUUGAGACUUCUACUUUCUUUAAUGUAUGUUACACAGUGUGCUACUACAGAGACUUUUAGACUUUCUGUGUAGCUAUCACAUAACUCAGAUUAUUUUGAAUGGGAGCAAAUGGAGAGCUUGUGAGAGAGUAGAAGAGAAAGAAAAAAUAUUUAUCAAAAAAUUGUUUGGAAACAAAAAUAUUUAUUAGUCUCUAAUUUGAAUUUAUAAUUCAUGAAGAAAUAGGAUCAACUAAAAAAGAGCACUUCUAGUGCUUCAGUGGUAGUGGUUUCCACUGAUGAAGGCAGAGGGAGCCUUGCAGUCAGUGGCACUGGAUGAGAACCCUGAGAAGAAGAGGAUAUUUAGCACAUUUGAUGUACCCAUUGUCUCUGGUGCUCUGCCUAGAGCAUUUGCAGUACACACACAGCUUUAUCUUGUAUGACAUAUUGUGAAAUCUGAUCAGCCAAGCAGCACAGGAAUCCUUCAUGUUUCUCCUAUGAAUCUAUUUAAGCAGUUUAAGUUAAAAUGCAUGUUAAAAGCAUAAAUCCCAUAA
This is a messenger RNA of Neopsephotus bourkii (Bourke's parrot), 5568 nucleotides long. It is a transcript of the gene MUSK, whose product is annotated as muscle associated receptor tyrosine kinase. The record is from RefSeq and is a predicted model, not a curated record. The coding region runs from base 13 to 2853 and encodes 946 amino acids. NCBI's taxonomy places the organism in Eukaryota, Metazoa, Chordata, Aves, Psittaciformes, Psittacidae. Gene Ontology annotation, molecular function: protein binding; transmembrane receptor protein tyrosine kinase activity; ATP binding. The transcript has 17 exons. Gene Ontology annotation, cellular component: signaling receptor complex. Gene Ontology annotation, biological process: positive regulation of kinase activity; cell surface receptor protein tyrosine kinase signaling pathway; protein phosphorylation.